AUGUUGAGAUUGAAUUUAUUAGUCAUCUUGGUUAGUCAAUAUUUAGGUGCUUUGAUAAAUGUGGAGGAAUCUUGCACUUGUAGUUAAAUAAAAUCAAAGUUUGAUUGUGCAAACAUUGGGUGCAGAUGGGAUAUUGAUAAAUGUGUGCAAAAUGAUUAAAAAGAAAAUGAGGAUACUAUAAGUGUUUAUUGUAGAUAAUUUGAUUAAGUAACAUGUCCUAAAAUGAAAGGAUGUGCUUUUGUUGAUAAUAAAUGUGAAUAAUUUAGUGGUUGUUCUGCUUAUAUGGGUAGUUCAAAUGAUUUUUGUUAAUAGAUAUCAUAAUAAUGUACUUCAGAUGGGAAUGUAUGUUUAGAUCCAUAAAAUUGCAGUGAAUAUAAAAAUUAGAUAUUUUGUAAUUAGAAUAUCAAUGUUUAAGGAGGUUAAUGUAGAUGGGAGAACAAUUAAUGCAGAGAUUAAAGAUGUACAGAAGCAAGUAAUAGUUUGAAAACGGAUUAAGAUUGUAAUUAAUUUAAAAUAGGCUGUGUUACAAAUGGGAAGGGAUGUGUUGAAAUUAGAGGUUAAUGUUCUUCAUAUGGAAUUGAUGAUUGUAAUUCAAUGAUUGGAAGUGAAGGUUAUUGUGUAAGAACAUCAAGUGGUUGUGGUGUAAGAGAGUGUUAGUCUGCUCCUAGUGAUUAUAAUAAAGAUGAAUAAUGUAUGAGAUAUUAAUAAGGAUGUGUUACAACAGGUAAGGGAUGUUGGAUGAAACCUUUACCAACUUGUGAUAGUUAUGUUGGAAAUGAUUGUUAAUAUAUGAUAGGAUCUGAUGGAUAAUGUGAAAAUGGAUCAUCAAAUAAAUGUUAAUCUAGGAAAUGUGAAAAUGCACCUUCUACUUAUAAUACUGAUGAUAAAUGUAAUGAAUAUUUGAAAUAAUGCAUAACUAAUGGAAGAGGAUGUGAUACUUCAUUAAAAUUAUGUAGUUCUUAUACAGGAACAUCUGAAGAGUGUAAUUAAUAUAUAGGAAGUGAUGGUAAAUGUACUCUAGGAUCAAAUGGUUGUAAAGUAAGAGUUUGUGAAGAAGCUAAACUUAAAACAGAUCGGGAAUGUAAUGAAUAUUAAAAGGGUUGUGUUACUGAUGGAGUUAAUUGUUUAAGUAAUAGGAAAUUAUGUUCAACUUAUAAUGGGACUGCAGCAACUUGUUCUAAAUAUGAAGGAUCUGAUGGAAGAUGUUAUUCAAAAAGUGAUGUUGAUGGAAGUUGUUCAAAUUUAUUAUGUACUGAUGCUCCAACUGAAUAUAAAACACAUGAAUAAUGUAUUUCAUUCUAAAGUGAUUGUUUAUCAAAUGGAGAAGGUUGUGUAAAGAAAACAGAUUGUGUAUCUACUAUUAAAGAAUUAACAUGUAAAGCUACUGCUUCAUGUUAAUGGAAUUAAAUUUGUGUUACAAGAACUAACUGUUCAUUCUUUAAAAGUAUUAGUUUGUGUAAUAAUAAUUUGGCAAAUGGCUAAUCUUGUUUCUGGGUUAAUGGAGUUUGUAGAAUUAGAUUAUGUAGUGAUGCUCCCUUAUCUUAUACUAGAGAUGAUUAGUGUAAGAAAUUCUUAGUAGGCUGUGUUACAAACUCUUAAGGAUGUCUCUCAUUCACAGCUCCUUGUAAUUAAUAUGUGGGGACAAUAGAUACAUGCAUCAAUUUUAAAGGGAAUGGUAUGAAAUGUACCAGUACUAGUAAUUUAAAGGGACCUUGUGAGGAAAUGUUAUGCACAAACAAUACAACAGCUGUUAAUCAAAAAUAAUGUGAUGAUUUUUUAAAUGGGUGUAAAUUUUAGGGUAGUUCUGGUUGUAUUGAUAAAUCUGCUGAUUGUAAUUAAUAUACUGGCAAUUAAGAAAGAUGUUCGUCAUAUUUUGGAAUAAAUGGAACAAUAAAAUGUUAUCAAGAUGUAGGAAUUACAGGACCAUGUAGAAAUUUAUAAUGUGCAGAUAAUAUAACAGCUACUUCAAAUGAAUAAUGUAUAUCAUUUUUAAGUACAUGUGUAUCAAAAGGAAUUGGAUGUAUUGAUUAAGCAGAACCAUGUUCAUCUUAUGCUGGAAAUAAUAUUUCAGAUUGUUCAAAAUUCAAAGGUUUAAAUAAUACAAAAUAAUGUUGGUGGAUAAGUGGGUCUAACUGUCUAAAUAAGGAAUGUAUAUAGGAUAUUACAUCAACAUCAAAUGAAUAAUGUGAAUAGUUCUUAUCAGGAUGUGUUACUAAAGGUAUAGGAUGUAUUGAAAACACAUAACCAUGUACUUAAUUUUAAGGAGAUGAAACUGAAUGUUAAAACUUUAUUGGUAAUGGGUAUCCUUGUGUUCGUAAAAGUUCAUGUAUGAAUAGAAGUUGUUCAGAUGUAAUUAAUCCAGCAAAUAAUGAUUAAUGUAUAGAAUAUUUGUCAACUUGUAGAUUUAAUGGAUUUAUAUGCAUAGAUGCUUAAAUUUCAUGUACAUCAUAUAUAGGAUUAAAUUAUUAAAUAUGUUAAUAAAUAACUACAAUAUCUGGUGGAAAAUGUUAUUUAGCUAAUGGAACAGGUACAUGCUAAACUAGAAGUUGUACAUAAUUAACAAUAGCAACAAGUUAAAAUGAUUGCGAUUAAUUCUUAUAAGGAUGUAUUUUUAGUGGUUCAAAUUGUGUUGAUUAAUAGAAUUUAUGUAGUUAGUAUGUAAAUUUUUAACCUAAUGCUUGUGAAAAAGCAGUAAGUAUAUCAACUGGGUUAUGUUGGAGAUAAUCAAAUUCAAUAGGAACUUGUAUGGCUAGAACAUGUUCAGGUGUAACAAGUACUUUAAAUCCUUAUUCAUUUUCAUCAUAAUUUUGUACUCAAUACUCUGAUACAUGUGUUUAUGAUGGAGUAAAAUGUGUCAAUAAAUAAUCUAGUUGCAAUUCUUAUACUAAUUUUGUAUAAUCAGCAUGUAAAAUAGCAGUUACACUUUCUGGUGAGAAUUGCUGGUUAGAAAACAGUGCAUUAACAACAUGUGAAAGUAGAUAAUGUAGUAAUACUGUAACAACUCCUAAUUCAAUUAAUUGUGUAGCUCAUAAAUCUUCUUGUAGAUAUAAUGGUACUAAAUGUGAAGAUGCAUAAGCAGCAUGUAAUUUAUAUACUCUGUUCAAUCAAAAAGCUUGUAAGGACACAACAUUAAUAGAUGGUGUUACUAAAUGUUGGAGAUCUUCAAAUUCGGUUGGAACAUGUGAAGAUAGAUAGUGUUCAAAUAUUACAGUGGCUACAACUCCAUAGAAAUGUUUAGAUCAUAUGAAUACUUGCAGAUUUAAUGGUUCAUCUUGUGUAAUACAAUAGACAAAUUGUAAUGGAUAUUUAGGAUUUACAUCUGAAGCUUGUAAAUUAGUAACAACAAGUUCAGGAGGCUUAUGUUGGAUACCUAGUAUUGGAUCUACAUAAUGUAGUAAUAGAAGUUGUAGUAAUACAAUAGAAAAUGCAAGUGCAAUUAGUUGUCCAUAACAUUUGAGUAGUUGUAGAUUUAAUGGAAUAGAAUGUGUAGAUCAUUAAACUACAUGUAAUUUAUAUACAGGAUUCACUAAAAUAGCAUGUUAAAAUACUACAACUAUUAGUGGUAUUAAAUGUUGGAAACAAACUAAUGAAGUAGGAUCAUGUGAAGAAAGGACUUGUUCAAAUUUAAUUGAAAAUGCAAAUUAUGUAAAUUGUGGAAUUCAUUUGUCUACAUGUACUUAUGAUGGUAAGAAUUGUUAUACAAUGUUAAGUUCUUGUAAUUUGUAUAUUGGAGUGAGUGAAUUUUAAUGUUAAAAUUUAAGAACUACUACUGGAGAUAGAUGUUGGUUUGUAUCAGGUACUUGCACAUAAAGAAUAUGUUCUUAAAACUAAAUUGGAAUGACAGAUUUAGAAUGUGAUUCAUUUUUACCAGGAUGUAGAACAAAUGGAAAGGGAUGUGUAGAUUCUUCAUUGAGUUGUUCAUAAUACAGAGGUACAAGUUCUAGUUGUAAUACAUUUGUUGGUAAUGGAAUUAAAUGUAAAGGUUAAGAUUCUUUUGGGUAUUGUGAAUAGAAAUAAUGUUAUGAUGAUAUGAAUAGUGUUACUGAUAUUUAAUGUGAUUAAUUUAUGAAAGGAUGUGUAACUAGAGGAUUAGGAUGUAUUGAUAAGAAUGAAAUUUGUAAUAAUUAUAUUGGAAAUCAAUUAACAUGUUCUAAAUUUAUUGGUAAUGGUAAAAAUUGUUGGAAUGAUAACAGUAUUACAACAACAAUUUCAUAAUGUAGAGUGAGAUUAUGUAGUGAUAAUCAAACAUAUAAUACAGAUUCAUAAUGUUAAGAAUUCUAAGUUGGAUGUGUUACAAAAGGUAGAGGAUGUAUUGAUAAGACUGCAAAAUGUUCAGAUUAUUAAGGAACUUAAAUAGAGUGCAGUUAAUUUAUUGGAUCUAAUGGUACUAAACCUUGUUGGAAUGUUAUUUCAGCUACACCUUUAAUGAAUUGUAUUGAACGAAAUUGUUAACAUAAUAUUACAGCUAAGACAGAUAAUGAAUGUAAUCAAUUCUUAAAAGGAUGUGUUACUAAAGGAAUUGGAUGUGUAUUACCUUAACCAUGUUCAUUAUUUAAUGGAACUAUUAAGUCUUGUCCACUAUUUUCAGCAACUGAUAAACCCUGUAAAGGUCAAAGUAAUACAACUGUUACUCCUUGUGCUGCAUUAUAAUGUAAUGAAGCACCAAAUAAUUAUAAUAGUGAUGAAUUAUGUAAUAUAUUUAAGGAAGGUUGUGUUACUAAUGGAUAUGGUUGUGUUAGUAAUGUUUCAUGUGAAGAUAUUUAAACUGAAUAAGCUUGUUAAAGUAAGAAGUAAUGUUUAUAUAUUGGAAAUUGUACAUAAUUAUCAACUAAAUGUAGUGUUUUUUAAUCUCAAUCAGUAUGUGUGAAUACUCCUGUAUAUACUGAUACACGUAGAUGCUCAUGGGAAUUCAACAAAGUCUCUAAUCUUGGGUAUUGUAGAGAUUGGAAAUGUGAGGAUGCAUCUGAAAGCGUAUUAACUCAUGAAGAUUGUCAAAGAUUAUCUAAUUAAUGUACUUCAAAAGGCAAAGGAUGCAUACCUAUUGGAGAAUGUUCAUCCUAUACUAAUUCUAAUGCUUGCUCAUCUGCUAAAACUACAGAUGAAGGAGGCCUUUGUAUAUGGGAAAAAACAUAUUGUAGAAAAUUAGAUUGUGGUGAUGCAAGCAAAGAAUUUACAACAGAUGCUAAAUGUCAAGAAUUUCUUAGCAAGUGUUACUCUAAUGGUAAAGGAUGUAUCAAUCAAAACUAUUAAUGUAAGGACAUUGUUGUUAAAAGCAAAUGCACUAAAGAUUAUGCAGGAAAUAUUUGUUUAUGGUUUUAAUAAUAAUGUAUUACUUUUUCAUAAUGCAUUGAAAUUCAAGGUUCAUCUCAUGCUUUAUGUUAAUAAUACUCAAAUAAAUGUACUAGUAAUGGUCUUACUUGUAUACCAAUUUCAUAAUGUUCUAAAUAUCCUAAUUAAAUUAGUUGCUCACUUGGUAUUGAUGGAUAAUGUGGAUGGAUUGAUAACACUUGUGCUCAAUUUAAAAAAUGCUCUGAUUUGAAUGCCACUACUACUGAAUUAUGUUAAUAAUAUUCUAGUCUAUGUGUUUCUGAUGGGUAGGGAUGCAUUUAAAAGACUGAAUGUAAUUAUUACUUGACUGAAAUAUCCUGUCUGUCUGGAGGUAUUGAUGGCUAUUGUAUUUGGGCUGAAGACUCUUGUAGACAAAGAAAAUGUACAGAUGCAACUAUUAGUAUGGAUAUAGAUAUAACUUCAUAUUCCUCAUGUAGUAGUUUUAUAGCAUCUACUAAAUGUACAACUAAUGGAACUAAUUGUAUCUCUAUUGGAUUGUGUUCAUCAUACAAAGAGUAAGGAUGUCAUUAUGGAACUGAUGGCUAAUGUAUUUAUACUUUUUAAGAAGGAUAAACUUAGGGAAUUAAAUAAUGUAGGGUUAAAUCAUGUUCAGAUUACUAAGAUACCACAACAGAAAUAUGUAAAUAACAUAAAAAGGUAUGUAUUUCAAAUGGUAACAAUUGUAUCAUGAAAAAUAAAUGUUAAACAUAUAAAACUAAAACUGCUUGUAAUUCUGGCGGAUUGGAUGGAAUAUGUGUUUUUACACCUUCAGUUGCAGAUCCUUAGAAAGGUACAUGUGCCUUAAUGACAACCUGUGAGUAAGCCAAUUCCGAUUUGAUUGCUUGUAAAUCUAAAUAAAAUUCAUGUCAUUUUCAAGUUUCAUUAUAAAAUGGCAUAGAAGUAACUUCUUGUAUAAAUCAUACAUGUGCCACUGUAGCAAAUGGUACUAUAUGCAAGCCAGUUUACUAGUUUGAUGAAAAGACUAUCACUGUUUGUGUUAUGACUUCAUCUGGAUGUUCAUCUGGAAACCCAAAUCAAUUAUCAGCCAGUAACUGUUUAGAAUAAAGUCUUAAUACUUAUACUUGGAAUACAGAGACUAAUCUCUGUUAAAAAUGCAACACUACUGCAAUAUCUCCUCCAACGCCAACUAACACAACUGAUACAAGCUCAGAUAAAUUUUCUAAAGUUCUGUUCUUUUCAAUUUUUGUAUUUAUAUAUUGA
This is a messenger RNA of Paramecium pentaurelia, 6549 nucleotides long. The record is from the annotation of a GenBank genome assembly. Lineage: Eukaryota; Ciliophora; Oligohymenophorea; Peniculida; Parameciidae.